Molecule: messenger RNA, 7956 nt
Organism: Exophiala mesophila
Lineage: Eukaryota; Fungi; Ascomycota; Eurotiomycetes; Chaetothyriales; Herpotrichiellaceae
Exons: 3
Coding region: 1015-7956 (2313 amino acids)
Source: RefSeq, a predicted model, not a curated record
AAUUUCCCUCCGUUUUUCUUCACAAUCGUUGUGUAUCGAUAGACAGCGAUAGACGAUAGGCUGGGUUGGGAUCAUCGAUACACACGCUGGGCAGGAUUUGAUCCCUGCAAGCCCCUGACGGUUGCCCGCCACCUUCGCAGGUCGCACCUUUCCAGCCAAUCCAAGGCCGCGGUUUCACAGGCGUGACCUCCUGACGCUGCUUCAAUCUUCAAGUCACUGUCGCUUCAGCUUGUCUGGUAAAACUCAUCACAUCAGCAAACACCUUUCUCCUCGUCGUCGCCUUGCUGUCUACUACUGCUUUGCACCUCGUCGCCGUUCGCUUUUUCGCAUAAUCACCGUCGCAUCAAAUGCUUCCCUACCUUCCAUCGCGCCAAUCUUUCGCACGUCCUCACCAUGGCUGCAGCGGUAGCCUCAUAUCCCCUUGCCCACCCCACAGAACGCGACUGUCGUCGACUAAAGAUCCCGCAAUGCUCCUGGAUUGGAAUGGGUGAAGGGGAACUUUCGCGGUCUUGUCGCAUGCCCAUGGUUUCGGCUUCUAGCACGGGAGCCGAUUGGCCAUGCUGUCUGCACACCGCUACCUUCUGUAUAUGCAAGAAGAACACGCCAGACUUACGGGUAUGCGCAACAUCUCUUCAUCCUAACUCGGGCUUGUCUAGUUGGGGCCUUGAACCUACCCUCAUUUCUCGCCUUUUUCCUUCGAAUCUCAUUUUUAUCCCUUGUCCUUGCAACCCGUGCCCGACUUCUCGUCCCUAACACCUAUCACAGCGCGAUCCGCCUACCUAUGAACUAUAUUUGAGAGCAACUGCGCUGGUCGCAGCUUUGCUGGAGCAAUUGGCCACAUGUCCAUUGCCAUAUGGCACAUUUCCAGCCUCAGACCAUUCGGACGAUUCCCCUACGCCCAACCCUUUGGACGAUCCUCUUGCAACGGCCCAUAAUCUGGCCAGUCUUGCCUCGAUAGAGCUCGACACAACCCUUCCACGUGUUUCGAGCCGUCGACCCCAUUCUGAGACCAACAUGGAUUACAAGAUUGACUUUGGUGACACCACCGGAGUUCAAACAAGGGGCAAGAAGGCUGCUAAAAAGGCUGCCAAGGCCGCCCAACAGGCCAAAUGGUUCGAAUCCGAUAACGAGGGCGAGGGGAAUACCGCCGGCGAUGGUGGGGGUGACGAUGCAGGUGGUAAUGGAGGCGGAGAUAAUUCUGGAGCAGGGGGUAAUGGAGGAGACGACAACAACGGAGGCGGUGGCGAUGACGAUUGGGAUUUUGGUGGGAGUAAGAAGAACAAGAAGAAGCAGAAGAAGAAGGAAGAGGAAGAGGAGGAGCAAAGGAGGAAAGAUGCCGAGUCAGCAAAUGCUAAUAAAGGUGCAGACCCUCUAAGUUGGGCCGAUGAAGCCAACGAAGCCGCUGCCGAUGACGAUUGGGCGGGCUUCACCACCAAAAAGGAUAAGAAGGGCAAAAAGGGGAAGAAGGGCGUCGAGGAUACCACCAGUCCACCGGCAACAUCAGCUUUUCAAGACAUCAGCCUCGACGAUUCAGCGCCCAAGCUGGAGUUCUCUUUUGGCAAUGACAAGAAGGACAGUGGAACCGGAUUUGGUGCAUGGGGGAAAACUUGGGAUUUUGACUCUCUUAGUAAUGGGGCCACCGACAAACCACAAGACAAGACCUCGAAAAAGGAUGACAAGAAAGAUUCGACAGCUGAUUUUGGUGACAACAAUCCUUGGUCCGUGGGUAAUAAAUCCAAGAAGAAAACGUCGACCUAUGGAUCAAACUUUGAUUUUGGCAACUUCAACACUGAGGAGCCCACUCUUAACUUUGACGGCGACCUGGGCGGAACAAAGUCCACUGACGAUGCUUGGGGUUUCUCCUCUAAGAAGGAUACCAAGGCAAAGGAGGAGGAUACCUGGGGCGGUUGGGGAACCUCAACAGCAAAGAAGAAGGGGAAAAAGGCUGACCCCAUCGAGGAACCCGUCGCAGAGGUUGCCGAGGCCGAUACCUCGUUUGACUGGGGAUUCGGCGGCAGCAAGAAAAAGGGCAAAAAGGGCCUCAUCAGUGAGGUUGAUGAUCUUCUUGCCGUCCCUGAGGCUCCUGCUCCUGCCGCUGCAGUCGACAAAGCCGAUGAUGGAGACGACUGGAUGUCUGCAGCUUGGGGAUCAAAGAAGACCAAGAAGGGCAAAAAGACAGAAGACUUCUCAACAUCUGUUGACCCAGGAUCAAAAGAAGCCGACAUCACCACGGACACGUUAGCUGAUGACACUUGGGGAGCCUUUACCACCGCCAAAAGUAAAAAGGGCAAGAAAGCACCAAUCAUCGAAGAGACUGUUCCCGAACCAGCUCCUGACCCACCUAGUGCCAUCGAUGAUGUGUGGGCAUCUUUUGGUAAACAGGACAAGAAGGGUAAGAAGGGCAAAGUGACCAGCCCUGAACCUUCUAUUCCUAAUGUCGACCCAGAAUUCGACGACUUCGACAAGGCCAUGGAGGCUCCGAAAGAACCAGAAGGCAUGAGCUACGUGGAUUGGAUGUCGUUGACCCCCAAGGAGAGGAAAAAGAAGGAAAAGGAAUACCUCAAGAAGGGUAUCCCCAUUCCCACCGAACCAGAACCAGAACCAGAACCAGACCCAAGUCCAGAGGAAGACCCUCACCUCGACACAUUGCCUGAAGAUCCGCCGCAGGAGCAGGGCAUGCCUUACUCCGAAUGGAUCGCUCUCAGCUCGAAGGAACGAAAGAAGAAAGAGAAGGAGUAUCAGAAGAAAGGGAUCCCUAUCCCGACUGAACCAGAGCCAGAGAUUGACCCCAUUCCGGAGACCGAGGAGCCAAAAGAGCAAGCGAUGAGCUAUGAUGACUGGAUGCUUUUGACUAACAAGGAAAGGAAGAAAAAGGAGAAAGAGUAUAAUGCUGCUGGAAUCCCUAUUCCAACAGAGCCCCAGCCUGAGGAUGACCCCAUGCCUGAGAUCGAGGAGCCAAAAGAGCAAGCGAUGAGCUAUGAUGACUGGAUGCUUUUGACUAACAAGGAAAGGAAGAAGAAGGAGAAGGAGUACAAUGCCGCUGGAAUUCCCAUUCCAACAGAGCCCCAGCUUGAGGAGGACCCCAUACCUGACUUCGAGGAACCAAAAGAGCAAGGGAUGGGCUAUGAUGAGUGGACACUCUUGAGUAGCAAGGAAAGGAAGAAAAAGGAGAAGGAAUACAUCAGCAAGGGUAUUCCUAUUCCUACCCCGCCCGCAUUUGAGCUCGAGCCCGAGCCUGAACCUGAACUACCCAAGGAGGAGGGAAUGAGCUAUGAUGAGUGGAUGCUCUUGAGCAGCAAAGAAAGGAAGAAGAAGGAGAAGGAAUAUACACUAAAGGGCAUCCCUAUUCCUACCGAGCCCGAACCCGAACCCGAACCCGAACCACCCAAGGAGGAGGGAAUGAGCUAUGAUGAGUGGAUGCUCUUGAGUAGCAAGGAAAAGAAGAAGAAGGAGAAGGAAUACCUCAGCAAGGGUAUUCCUAUUCCUACCCCGCCCGUAUUUGAGCCCGAGCCAGAACCAGAACCCGAACCACCUAAGGAGGAGGGAAUGAGCUAUGACGACUGGCUCGCUCUAACUCCUCGAGAAAGGAAGAAGAAGGAAAAGGAAUAUGCACUAAAGGGCAUCCCUAUUCCAACUGAACCCGAACCAGAGCCUGAACCCGAGCCGCCGAAGGAAGAGGGCAUGAGUUACUCAGAAUGGAUAGCCCUAUCCACCAAGGAGAGGAAGAAGAAGGAGAAGGAAUAUCUGUUAAAGGGCAUUCCAAUACCAACAGAGCCGAUACCUGACCCGGAACCUGAGCCAGAACCAGAACCAGAAAAAGAGAAGAAAGAGGGCAUGAGUUAUACUGAAUGGAUAGCCCUAUCCGCAAAAGACCGCAAAAAGAAAGAGAAGGAAUACAAGCUCAACGGAAUUCCUAUUCCAACUGAAGAUCCCGCUCCUGUUGAAGCAGAGGUUGAGGAAGAAGCUGAUGAUGCAUGGGGAAGUUGGGGAGUAUCUACCAAGUCCAAGAAAAAGUCGAAGACCACAAGCACGGGCCUUCUUGAUCCUGAAGACGGCACCAGCGCUACUGCUCUAGAGUCCAAACCCGAGAAGGAGGAUACUUGGGGUUCUUGGGGCACUUCCACAAAGGACAAGAAAACUACCACCAAGAAGAAAGGUUUCCUAGACAUCUCAGAAGAGCCCGAAGAUUCCAACUCCAAGGAUAUAGACCCAUGGGCAGCAUUUUCAACCACCGGUAAAAAAGACACCAAGAAGAAGGACGCAGUGAUCGAGGAUGCAGAAGCUGACGCUGGAGGGUGGGGAUUCAGUUUUGGUUCGUCCAAGGACAAGAAAAAGGACACCAAAAAGAAAGGUCUACUAGAUCUCGACGAAGAGCCGCCUGCACCUCCCCCAGAACCAGAACCAGAGCCAGACCUCGAUUUGGAUGAACUUGCUUACUUGACGCCAAAGGAGAGGAAGAAGCGAGAAAAGGAGAUUGCCAAGAAGAAAGCGGCCGCUGCUCUUGAGCCUGAGCCAGUCCCAGAGAAAGCCUCAGACAAAUCCAAAGAAAACGAUGACAUUUGGGGUACUUGGGGAACUACGACAAAGGACAAGAAAGGCACCCUGAAGAAAACUGUCCCCGAAGUGGUCGAGACCAGCAAACCCGACACCAAGGCCGAUGCAUGGGAUAUUUGGGGUGCCAAAAAGAACACCAAGAAAUCCAAGAUGGUGGACGAGCCUCCUCCGCCAGUGCCAACUCCUCCUGCACAAGGUCUGACACCUGAACCUGAUCAGACGGAUAUGCUCGAUGAGGACGAUUACGGCGGUGGCACUUGGGCGACUCUGACCAAAAGCAAGUCAUCCUCCAAAAAAGAAACAAGCACAACAAAAGAUAGCAAGAACAUGUGGGGAUUUGGAACUGCAGCUGCUGCUGUCACCACUGCAACAGGCGCCAAAUUGACCAAGAAAGAGAGAGAGGCCAAGGCUAAAAGGGAAGCAGAGGAACAAGCUGAGAAAGAAAGGGAAGAAAAAGCAUUACGCGAGGCUGAAGAAGCUGAAGCUGCAAGGCUGGCAGAGGAAGAAGAAGAAGCCAAGCGACUGAAGAAGAGCGGCAAGCUCAGCAAAACAACCACUAAGACCAAAGAUGCCGAUCUUCUCGAUGGACUAGACGAUGUCACCCCAGCUUCUAAAUCGUCCAAGCUCAAAAAAGCCACGACUGCAAAGGAAGAGAAGUCGGAGGAUUACUUUGGAUUCUGGGGUAACGCGUCGACGUCCAAAAAGACAGCUGGCAAGAAGGAUGGAGACUCCAAAAAGGAAAUUACCAAACAGGGGCUGACCAAUGAGGACGAGGCACUAAAUGACCUGGAAGACGACUUGGACUUUGGCGUUGAUCCCAAGAAGAGUUCUUCUGCAAAGACAACAACGGCAAAGGCAAUGACCACAGCAAAGACAAAGACAACAUCAUCGGUUGCAGAUCGUAUCAAAGCUUUGGAACAUGGAAAAGAAACCAUUGGGAAGAAGUCGAAGAUAGAGGCGCCGCUGACUAAGUCGACGCCUCUACAGGACGCGCUAUCGCCGAAAGAGGAAAGGAGGCAAGCCGAGAAAGCAUCAUCACUUUCAAAGACCAAAGACUCCAAAGGAUUGAAGAAGAGCGACGCGACAUACAUCUCCCAGGAGAAGAAGUCAAAGGAUUCUGUGCCGGGUAGCUUCCCUGGAGGCUUUGGUGACGACCUGCUCGACGACGACCUGUUGCAAACAUCUGUCCCACCGUCGCCUGAAAAGACAAAGACCAAGUCAAAAGUCGUUGACAAGAAGACCACAAAGUCCAAAACUUCGACUGCUAAGACUUCAGCCGCAAAGGACUUGGAUCUGUUGGACGAUAUCGUCGACCCUAGCAGCAAACUCCCUACCCCUCCGCCAGAAGACAAGAAGCCUGUGAAGAAGGAACGUCCAAAGGUUGAACGUUCUGCCACUUCAUCCUGGGGCUUCUGGGGGGUAGCCGCGCCUCCACCAAAGAAGUCUACCAAGGACAAGGUCAAGGAAGACGGGCAUGCUUCAGCUUCAGAAAGAAAAGAAAAGCCAUCACCUGCCAUGGUUCGGUCCAAGUCUGUCAAAACUGCGAGGGAGAAGGAGCGUGAGCUCCGAGAUGCAGAGAAGUCAUCCAAAUCAUCCAGUUCUGACAAAGAAGUCAAGCCUGCCACCAAAGAAAGACCAAAGGCUCCUCGUGGCACCAGCUUCUCCAAUUUCAUGUUUGGCGGUCCUCCUCCCUCUGCGAUGAGACUAAGUACGACGAGACGACCUAGCAGUUCCGGCAGUGUUCGUACAUCCUCGAGACGGCAGUCCGUUGAUGGUCUUGUCUCUCCUCCACCGGAAGAAGAUGUACCGAUCAACUCCAAAGCUGCAAAGUUGAUGGGCAUGAAAAGCGCCAACGUCGAGAGAAGGUCGUCGGUCAAAUCAAAGUCGAAAGUACCUGAUCCGUACCCCAUUGACGAUGAUGACAUGGUGAUGAUCCAUACCCAUGACGACGUGGUUGUGAACACUGCUGCCAAAAACAAGUCCAAGACAAAAGCAACACCGUCCAAGAAAGAGGUAGGUUCAAACCCCUCCUCGAUUGUGCCGGGACAUGUUGUUCGCCCCUCGUGGUCCCCAGAUUUUGUCAAGGAGCGAAAGGCUAACGGGGAGAUGUCAUUCAAACAGACAAAGUCCUCGAAUAAAAACAUCAGAGACGAGGAUGUCGUCAUGGUUGAUCAUGGUGAUCCUCUUGUUACUAGUGGGCCUGAAGACAUUGCCUUCGUUGACCACCCCACGCCUCUAUCAAGGAGUAACACUACCCCACGGCGAUCGACCGGCUUUUUCGGUAGUUUCUUUGGAGGUGGCAAGACAGUUGAACCAGAGCCAAGGCCAAGAAGUCAGACAUUGACGGACGCUGAAGAUCAAGGACUCCCAAUCAGAACUAAGGAUCGCUCAAAGAGGAGAUCUCGAGUAGUGGACGGCGAAGAAUUCACAACUGACGGUCCAGGCGAAACUGAUGCAGACGUCGAAGCAAGAAGGCAAGAACGUAAAGCUAGACGAGAAGCUAGAGAUCAAGCGGAAGAAGUCGAACGCGCAGACCGGGAGCAGAGACGCAAAGACAGACGUGAACGGGAGAAGGCAGAUCUCGAAGCCCGUCGACGAAAAGAUCGUGAACGAGCUCGUCAAGAGCAAGAAGCUGAAGACCAAAGAAGAGAAGAGAAACGAGCUCGACGGGCCGCCAAGGAAGCCCGUCGCCAACAGGAGGAGCUCGAAAUCAGCCAAGAGGCCGAGCGCAAGCGAGAAGAACGACGAGCUUUACGUGCCAAGCUCGAAAUGGAACAUGGUGAUGCUCAGCGUGAUCUGAAAGAAGAACGACGACGGAAAUAUCACGAGGAAGAAAUCGAAAGAAGCCGCCGCAGGGAGCACCGGUCCCACGACAAAGACCGAUCAAGAGGACACCGCAGUAGUGCUCUGGUCGAAGAGUAUCACGAAAGCCGCAGUGGCAGCGGCAAAGGAACAGCACCACCCGCCAACAAGACCAGCUCGUGGGUGAACUCACAGGCGGAUGAGCCACCCGAAGUCCCGCCUGUCGAAGGGACCAUCGUGGACGGCAGUGGAGAGAAACCACGAGCUGGAAUCGACGAUGACGAGCAUAGACAAAGCAGUCGGCGACGUGACAAGUACGCCGGCAUGACGGACGCUGAGAUCGACGCAUACCGAGCCAAGAGAAGAGCAGAACGUCGUGGCGAAGGCAAGAGUGCCAGUGGCGGCAGCCAUGAACGUGAACGUGAACGUGAACGCGAUCGACAAGACCGGCGAGAACGUCGGAGAAGAAGAGACCGAGACGGCGUGGACGGCCGUGACGGUUACGGGUACGAAGAUGUACCCGUCAAAACUUGGGAUGGAAGACCAUCCCUAGGAAGAAACGACAGCAAGAGAAGAAGCUUCCUCGGUAGUUUCUUCUAA